AUGGGGCCCUAUGGCAAGGACAUUCACGCCUCCAAGUUUGGGCUCCCUAAGACCCCUAUUUACGCAGAAAUGUACAAGCACAUUAAGCCAUUGGGACCAGAUGCUGCAUUUGAGCUGUGCGAACCUACUAUUUGGUGUCGAGACUAUGGCUACGCUUUACUCCGGGUAGAUGUAAGGGGCAUUGGAGGUAGUCAGGGAAAACUCGAUCCCUUCGGUCUUGAGCGCUCUGAAAAAAUCCAAGAGGAUGCAGAGGGGCAAGAUCUCUAUGAUGUUGUCGAAUGGGCUGCUGUCCAACCCUGGUGCACAGGAAAAGUAGCUUUCUCCGGCAUCAGUUACUUCGGCAUGGUUGGCUACUGGGCUGCAAUGCAGAAACCCCCCGCACCUUGCCUGUGUCAUGUCAUACGAGUCCGCAUGCAGUCUUCCCACUGGUAUCACAAUAUUGUUGUUCCAUCCCAGGGUGGAAAACAUGACGGUGUUCUCACAGAAGAACAGUUGGAUGCCAACCGUGUGGAAUAUCCUGAGCUGCUCACUCAGACAGAAUACCCCACAGACGGUGCGUGGGCGGUGUUAGAGAAGAUCCGCAAGUUGUCGGAUAUUGAAGUACCAUUCUACUCCGCAGGGAAUUGGACUGAUCCUGAGCUUCAUUUACCCGGAAACAUCCGCGCUUUCAACGGUAUCUCAUCUGAAUAUAAAUGGUUGGAAAUGCAUACUGGAAACCACCUGGGCGCGUUCUAUGAGCCAGAUCAUAUUGCGUUUCAAAGGAAAUUUUUGGAUCACUUCCUCUUUGACAAGAAAGAAAAUGGCAUGCUCGAUGUUCCUCGCAUCCGGUUGUUACAGCACCACGGUACGGAAACUCUCUAUCGCGAAAACGAGGUUUCUUUCCCGCCCCCAGAUGCAGAGAACGUCACUUUCCACCUCACCCCAGAGAAGAUGUUGUCCUUCACCCCACCAUCCGGGAGCAAAGAGUCUUUUGCCUAUGCCGGAUUCAAAGAGUCUCUCCAAUUUCUCUUGGAAUCUCCAUUCCCAGAAUCAUUUGAGCUUUUGGGGUCACCUUUCCUCGAGCUAGAAGUUUGUACACACGCUAAAGAUCUUGAUCUCUUCAUUUAUCUCCGGGCUGUGGACGUUGACGGAAAUGUGAUCGUACUUCGUGGAAACCAUGGCGAGCCGAUGGACAGUUUCGCCCGCGGAUAUUUCCGUCUCUCGCACCGUGAUGAAGUUGCAAAAGACUUUGUUGAGGAAAAGGUCCUUGCUCAAAAACCCAUGGCACGCUCUGAAGUUACACAAGGGAAAGUUUACUCGGUUCUCGUUCCUCUGUACCCGGCGGCAUUUCUGUUUGACCAGAACCAGAGGUUCAGUCUCGAGAUCGGUUCAGUCAACACUCCUAGCACGAUUCCUCCGAUGCGUCAUGAAGGUGGCGAUAGGCUUCCAGAACGGUUUCAGGGCGAGAACGUCAUAUUUUCUCAUGGAAAACUGGUUCUACCCCGUGUGCGGCGAUGA
Penicillium manginii is the source of this 1497-nucleotide messenger RNA. RefSeq names its product alpha/beta-hydrolase. Gene Ontology annotation, molecular function: dipeptidyl-peptidase activity. The transcript is spliced from 4 exons. The record is from RefSeq and is a predicted model, not a curated record. The coding region runs from base 1 to 1497 and encodes 498 amino acids. Lineage: Eukaryota; Fungi; Ascomycota; Eurotiomycetes; Eurotiales; Aspergillaceae.